Molecule: messenger RNA, 1350 nt
Organism: Syzygium oleosum
Lineage: Eukaryota; Viridiplantae; Streptophyta; Magnoliopsida; Myrtales; Myrtaceae
Product: zinc transporter 1
Exons: 2
Coding region: 81-1118 (345 amino acids)
Biological process (GO): zinc ion transmembrane transport
Cellular component (GO): membrane
Molecular function (GO): zinc ion transmembrane transporter activity
Source: RefSeq, a predicted model, not a curated record
CCCAAAUCAGUUCUCUUCUCGUCAAUCACCUGUAUACAUCCACACAAGCCGCAUUUUGAUCAAAACCCAAUAAGUUUGUGAUGAAAUUAACCUCUUCACCCAUGGCUUCUCCCCCAUCUCUAGCAACUCUCAAGUCAACCCUCUUCUUCUUCGCCGUCCACCUCUUCCUGCACUUCCCCCUCUCCACUGGCCACGGCGGCAGCGACGGGUCCCCCGGCACCGGCGCCACCCCGGACUUGCACGCGAGGGGCCUGAUCCUGGUCAAAGUAUGGUGCCUCGUCAUCAUGCUGGUCACCACCUUCGCCGGAGGCGUGUCCCCCUACUUCUUCCGGUGGAACGAGGCGUUCUUGCUGCUGGGGACGCAGUUCGCGGGCGGGGUCUUCCUCGGGACCUCGCUGAUGCACUUCCUGAGCGAUUCGACCUCGACGUUCGGCACUCUGACGGACAAGAGCUACCCGUUCUCGUUCAUGCUGGCGUCGGCCGGGUACUUGCUGACGAUGCUCGGGGAUUGCGUGAUCGUGUACCUCACCAGGAAAGUCGCCGCCGUAGAUUCAGCUAACAAAGUCGGAGUCGCAGAAGAAGGAAGGUUGGAUGAGGGUAAUCAGAGAGGGAAGGAGGAUGUGAAUCCCAUGUUCUUGCAAACGACCUCUCUCGGGGACACGAUCCUGCUCAUCUCGGCUCUCUGCAUUCACUCCAUCUUCGAGGGCAUUGCAGUCGGAGUUUCGGAGACCAAGAGUGAGGCAUGGAGGAACCUGUGGACGAUAUCGUUGCACAAGAUUUUCGCGGCCAUCUCGAUGGGAAUCGCCCUCCUCAAGAUGCUACCGAAGAGGCCGUUCCUAACAACCGCAGGGUAUUCCUUUGCGUUCGCCAUCUCCAGCCCCAUCGGGGUUGGAAUCGGGAUUGCCAUCGACGCGUCGACGGAAGGCCAGGUCGCCGAUUGGAUCUACGCCAUCUCCAUGGGCCUCGCCUGCGGGGUGUUCGUCUACGUCGCCAUCAACCAUCUCAUCGCCAAAGGGUUCAAGCCUGAAAACAAGUGCGUCUUCGACACUCCUUUCUACAAGUUCCUUGCAGUGCUUCUUGGGGUGGCCAUUAUAGCUGUUGUCAUGACUUGGGAUUAAAACGCCUCUGCCUUUCAUUUGCGUGAGCUUUUAUUUUGUUUGUUGAAUAUUGUCCAGAAAAAGGGCAAAAAAAUCACCAAAAAGUACGUUCCUCUUUUUCUUGUGUAUUUGUGUGCGAUCGAUAUUCUUGUCAUAUGUACAACUUCUGGGAUCACUUCCGAUUUCAUGUGUGAUCAGACUAUUUGGUUGGAUUACGUGUUUGGGAAUAAAACUUGAGGAGUGAUCAACUGUA